This is a messenger RNA of Puntigrus tetrazona (Sumatra barb), 3711 nucleotides long. RefSeq names its product protein phosphatase 1, regulatory subunit 12C (gene ppp1r12c). The transcript is spliced from 21 exons. Lineage: Eukaryota; Metazoa; Chordata; Actinopteri; Cypriniformes; Cyprinidae. The record is from RefSeq and is a predicted model, not a curated record. Gene Ontology annotation, molecular function: enzyme inhibitor activity; phosphatase regulator activity; protein kinase binding. Gene Ontology annotation, cellular component: cytoplasm. Gene Ontology annotation, biological process: signal transduction. Bases 151 to 2181 code for a protein of 676 amino acids.
CUUUAACGUCAUGGCAAUUACAUAAAAUCUUUGUCUGGUUCUUGAACAGUACCGGUCAUCGAAAUCUCCGAUCGGCAGGUAUUUUUUCAAAAGGAAAGAAAUUAGCGUUAAUCGCUGGUUGGAUGUUUUUAGCAACUUCCUUGCUGGAUUAUGGGGGACGCGGCGGUAGCGAAGCGUCGGGAGCAGCUGACGCGUUGGUCGGGCUCCAGUACGGACAGAGAGCCGGCGGUGCCUCGGAGUCGCUGGAGAGGAGAGACGAGCACCGGAGCUUCUGAUGGAGGCAGAACGGACACAAACGAGCAGCAGAAAAAAAACAGGUGGCGAGUGAGAUUUGAGAAGACUGCAGAGUUCCUAGCAGUGUGUGCUAGUGGAGACACCGAGGAGGCGAAGGAGAUGCUGAAAGAAGCAAAGGUGCAGAACGGGGAGGAUGACAUGGUUAACUGUGCCAACGCAGAUGGAAUAACAGCUUUACACCAGGCCUGUAUCGAUGGCAGUAUGGAGAUGGUGGAGUUUCUUAUGUCUCGGGGGGCCAGCGUUAACCAGGUGGACAGUGAGGGCUGGACUCCUCUUCACGUGGCUGCAUCGUGUGGAAACCUGGAGAUAACAGAAUUUCUGCUCCGGCACGGGGCAUCUCUCUGCUCGGUGAACUGUGAUGGUGAUGUGCCAAUGGACAUCGCUGAGGACGAGGCCACAGAGACGCUGCUGCAAGAACACACGUUAGCACAAGAUGUGGAAGCAGCUAAGCGGGCAGAAGAGGAGUGGAUCAUGCGUGAUGCCCGCCACUGGCUCACAAACGGGCUUCCUGCCAAUCUCUGCCAUCCCCGGACUGGUGCUACUCCGUUACAUGUAGCGGCAUCUAAAGGAUAUUUGGAGGCCAUUAAAUUGUUGUGUCAGUGUGGUCUGGACGUGAGCGCUAAAGACUAUGACGGCUGGACUCCUCUCCAUGCUGCAGCUCAUUGGGGUCAAAGUGAAGCUUGCCGUCUGCUCGCUGAGCAACUCUGUGACAUGGAGGCCCAUAGUAAUGGGGGUCAGACUCCAUUUGAUGUGGCAGACGAGAGUGUUGAGUCUUUACUGGAAGAACUGUCUCAAAGACAGGCUAACUGGAGGACUGAACAGGCUCUCAUUGAGCAACAAAAUUCACAGAUCUCAAAUGCCAACACCGCAAACAAAAAACGCAGGAGCUCUGUGUGCCGGAUGAGCAGCAGGGAUAAAAUUUAUGUUCAGGACCAGUCUAAGGAACGAGGGGUCUCGGGAGGCAUGGGACUCGACGACGAGAGAGAAAGCAGCCCAGAAAGUUCAACAGUGUCGACACCAGAGAGCCUUGUUCCCUCUGCAGGGACCAUUGAGGAUAAAGAAAUGAAGGUGAAUGACCAGGACAGAGCGAGUCGCACAGCGGUUGUGCAGCCCACCCCUCAGAAACGAGAGUCAUCUGCUGAGAGCCCUAGCAACGCAUCUAGCGAUGGGAGGAAGUUUCAGGCUCCAGUGAGAGAUGAGGAGUCAGAGUCUCAGAGGAAAGCUCGCUCGCGUCUCAUGCGGCAGUCGCGCCGAUCAACACAGGGAGUAACGCUGACAGAUCUUAAGGAAGCAGAACGGAUUAUUGUUAAGGGCAAUGAACCUCAGCACCUCAGUGUUCAGCCUGUGAGCCCCAACAUCACACUAACACCAGCUGAGAGAGACACUGAGCCAGUGAAGGAAUCUGGAGAUGCGGACUCAAGACUGGGAGUGAGAGAUCGCAGGAAAGGGAGGAGAGAGAGACGUUCGACUGGUGUGGUUCAGCUGGCUGGAGAGAUGGAUGAUAUGGAUGCAAAUGAAGACGCUGAACAAGACAACAGAACAAGCGAUCCUCCAUUAGAUGAUUCCAGACACUCUUCUCUGGAUUACAGAAAGCUGUAUCUGCAGGUGUUGCAAGAGAAUGGAAACCUAAAAGAGAAGCUUCAAGAAACUCAACUGCAGUUAAAUGAGAGCAAAGUUCAGCUGGAGAAACUCAAACAGAAUCAGGAGAACGGAUCAGACAGACCAGCCCUGCUGGAGCUGGAGAGAUUUGAAAAGAAACUUCUUCAGCGGAGAGCGUCUGAGUUAGAGGAUGAACUCAAAGUGCUUGUGGAUUUGCGCGACGACAACCAGAGACUGAAAGAUGAAAAUGCAGCUCUCAUUCGUGUCAUUAGUAAGCUGUCUAAAUGAACCUCUGGGUUCUUUGGAUUUAUUUUUCCAGAAUUCAUGGGGAAAGUUGCUGUCAGAUUGUCUGCGCGGCACGUUUCUUUCCCCCCUCUCAUCUCUGGGACGUAAGCCCCUCUCCCGGGGUGGUUAGACUACUGUUCUUUAAAUGGAUGUGUACAUACGUAAGGCCUUGUUUAGCUGCCGCUCAUCAGAACUGGAUUUUUUCAAUGACACGGCUCAAGUCUAUCUGCUGUUCAGCUGCUCUAGAUUAUGGUGUUCAGCUCUGAUUCAGGGUGCUCUUGAAACAAUUGUAACGUUAUUGAUUUCUAUUUUUAUUUUUAUUUUUUUAUCAAUAGCACAGAUAAGGCUUAUAGCUUUAAUGUUCCUUAAAUUCUGCAAACUAGCCCUCGCUCUUAGUUCAUGCCCUUGUCGUGCCCUACACUCUGCGCUGCACUGAUGAGAAUUUUAAGUCAUUUGAAGUUUCAGUUCAGGUUUACGGUUCGGUUCCACUUAGAGACGGCUAUCAUUGCGAUCUUUGCCUUUUUAGCGGGUGACCUCUAAAACCUGCAAAAAUAGAUCGGUUCGGAUUUUAUGAUGUGUAGAGUAGAGAAUGUUGUUCGUUAAUAACAAAAAAACGAUACAUUACGGAUCAUAGAUCUGCAAUGGUAACAGAACAGGUUAAUGUACGUUGAAAUAGAAAUGAAGUUUUAAUAUAUUUUCAUAUGCAUUCAUAUUUGAAUGUACAUAAACGAUCGAUCUGUUAAGAAGUAUCUAAUAUUUGUUAAAGGCUUAUUACCGAAAUUGCAGUGUUACCAGACUUAAAUGUUUAAACUGUGCUUUUUAAUGCCAUGGCAAUUUUAGCUUAAAAUCAUUUUAAUGUUCUUUUGAAAUGGUCAGCAAAAAAAAAGAAAGUAAACAAAUGUGCCAAACAGUAACAGCAUGCUCAGGGCUCUCUUAGAGAGACAGUAGAAGGUCUUGGGGUAGUGUGUCAUUUUCCUCUGUAUGUAUCUGGAUUAACACUGUACUUUAGCUGACUACUGUUCUUUGGACCAAACAGGCAUUAGUAUGGAUCUACUUCUCUAUUAUUGCAUAUUUAUGAAUAUAUUAUAUGUGGUGAAUUUUGAUGCUGUUGUGUUCUGCCAGUGGUGUGAUCAUUUUUUUUAUUAGGAAGAGACACACGUGUGUUUUGUACUGUGACUAUGAGUUUUGUCCUAAACCAAACUGGCACCAUAGGUCAAAGCUUUUAAAGGUUUACCACUGUUUAUUUGUGUUUUUUUGUUUUGUUUUUUUCUCCUAAAAUUAAUGCUUUCAGGAUUUUGGCAUUUGUUCAUCCAGCAAGUGUAUUUUGCCAAAAAUGUGCCUUUCUAUAUAUAUUUAUAUACAUAUAUAUAGAUAGAUAGAUAGAAUAUAUAUCUAUGUUGCUUUGUUAAAAAUGUUGCAGUCAGUUAUUUUCUGACCAAUAAAGAUCAGUGCAAGUGGUUGGGUAACAGCCAUUAAAGCCAUCCGCGCGCAUGUGCUUUUAUCUCUCGCAUGAAUAAAUAACGGCUUGCUAGA